Gadus chalcogrammus (walleye pollock) is the source of this 1188-nucleotide messenger RNA. Its product is annotated as somatomedin-B and thrombospondin type-1 domain-containing protein. NCBI's taxonomy places the organism in Eukaryota, Metazoa, Chordata, Actinopteri, Gadiformes, Gadidae. The record is from RefSeq and is a predicted model, not a curated record. Bases 301 to 1092 code for a protein of 263 amino acids. The transcript is spliced from 5 exons.
UGCUCCAAGGGGCGGUGUCCGUUGGGCUGCUAGAGGAGUGUGUACGCACCGUGUGCUCAACCCAAGACUGCAUCGCAUCUCUGAUACAUGUAGAUGCUGGUUGAAAUCCCAGGUAGUCUCAUAGAGGAUUUCAACGGUUCCUAUAGUACAUAUACAAAAAAAACUUUAGUCGUAGGUCAUGCCGUUGAACAGACAAUAUCAUUAGUAUACUGAACUUUUAUUCGAUUCGACAAUUCAAGUCUUCGGCACCAGCGAGAAUCCAAGAGAGGGACCCAAGUGUUGAGCGGAGGACCAUUCGUCAUGGGAGCGCAGGGGGUCGUCUGGCCCGGGUUUGGCCUCAUCAUGUGUGGAUAUCUGGCGCUUUUCACUUGGGCGAUUAUUCCCAUAGUCGAGGCGGGCUGCGGAGAGAGAGAAAGCCCGAACUGUUGUACGGGACGGAAUAACGAGUGCUUUGAGUACACCAAGAGAAAGACGGCGUGCUAUUGUGAUACCUAUUGUCAGAAAACAGGUGACUGCUGUGAUGACUAUCAGCGUGUGUGUCAAAUAUCUGCAGCCAUCGACUGUGUGGUGGGCUCCUGGGGGCCCUGGUCGCCAUGCACGUCCCCCUGCGGGGUGGGCAGCACCGAGAGGAGCCGCCAGGUGUCUGUGCCCCCGAGGAACGGGGGAACGCCCUGUCCUGACCUCCGGCAGCGGAGGGGCUGCUAUGGCAACAACGCUGUAUGCAGCACAUCUAAAGAGGUGGCUAAAAUCCUGCCUGACUCCUUCAAGCGGAUUUUCAAGGACCCAUGGAGGCGACCACACAUGCUGAUGAAGGAGGAGAAGGCCAGCUACUGCGUGUACCUGCGGGUUAAGCAGUCCAGUGCGGCCUGCAAACUGAAGCUGUGGAGCGCCCAGUUGGUCCGAGAGAGACUGGUGUGUGCCGAAUGCCAGAGUGACGCCAUGUCCAAAACCGACCGCUGCAGCGGAGACGGCAUCGAGAGCACCAGGACCUUCUGGGCGGCGGCCUCCGUGCCGGGUUGCCAUGGUUCCUGGGUGCGGGAGUCGUCGACGGAGGGCUGUCGCUGUGCGCCGUACUCGCUGCUGUUUGUGUGAGCAGCCUCCAACGACCCCCCCCCCCCGUGCACACAGCCACGUGGUUCAUGGGGUUAUGACCGCCAAUACCUUUCGUAAGACCCAUAACCCAACCAA